AAUUGUCAAAAAAUGAAUGGUAAGAAAAAUUUUUUUUCCAAAGCUAGUAAUUUUUUACACGAUGUGUUUACUGCCAGCAUUUGCCUAUGCUUUUGCAAGUAUUUUUUUCUUAUCAAUAGUUAUAUGYUAUGAUCGUGUGGAUAUCAGCAACAUGACACGAGAUCAAUUGUCAAAAUUAGUUGCAAAAGAUACACUGCCACAUCGCGUGAGAUUUACAAACUGUAAUGAGGUUAACAUCCGUCAUGAUAAGGAAAUUUCUGUAAGAUCAGAAUGGAUUGAGGAAAACGAUAAAGAUGCCGUGAAGGAAUAUAUUUUUAAUUUCUUUUUUCACGAUGGGAUAUACAUCAAACCAAAAGUUGAUAUUUUUGAAGACCAUUUAGAAAUUCCUGCGUACUCACUUACUCCCCGAAAAUAUUUGGUGGCGAUAUCUGCUAAUAAAAAGCCUAAUUCUCUGAGGAAAGAUCUCCCCGAAAAUGUUUUCGGUGAAAGUGGAUAUCUGCUCUGUUGGCUCAAUCUUAAAGCUUACGAACCUGUUGCUAUAAUCGAAGGAGGGGUUAAUCGAGUCGUAGACUCAUCAUCCGAUAUUAAUGUUGAUGGUAGUUCAUCAUAUGAUAAAAAUUUUCAAAAUAAAUCACAGGAGGGUCUCACUUAUUCAUGGACGUGCACACAAACAUUGAAACCGCCAACUUUUUGUAAAAACGAGAUUAUUUCUACGGAAAGUCGUAUUACAAUUCCUAAAAAAUUCGUCGAAAAAGGUGAAACGUUUAUGAUCACAUUGGUUUUAAAAAGUAAGUACGGCCCUGUGGUUACUGAACAUCAAACAAUUACGGUCAAAAAAGAUGUUGCAAAUCUGAACAUUAUAUGCAAGAGGAAUUGUCCACCGGAAAUUGAGAAAUCAAGCCCCAAAGAAGAUUCGUUUCUAACAGUAACAUGCAGCCAAAAUUGUGACAAUAUUGAUGAGGAAAAAGAUUACUUAUGGACGAUUAAAUCAAAAACAGAUCCAAACUUUUCUUUCGACUAUGCGAAAAACACGCGAUUUGGAAGAACCGGAACAAAAUUCGUAAUUGAAGCAAAUGUUUUAAAGGCAGAUACCUACACUAUAAGUGUCAAUUUAAAUCCGAAAUCGAAACGUGAAGGCGUUGCAAGUCUUGAAAUCGAAUUCGGGGAAAUGAAAGGUGUCAAAAGUUGUUCAAUCGAACCGAAAACUGGAGACUCUCUACUGACUGAAUUUCGUUUGAAUUGCAUUCAAGUCUCGGAGAAAGACAGAUUUAUGUACGAGCUCUAUACCAGAAAUAAGAAAGAUCCAAGCAAAGAACAACUGGUGAUAGAUGGGUAUAGUCCUGCCAUUUUUAAUGAAAAAUUUGUAUUGCCAUCUUCUAACGAUACAAAUUAUUUUGUAAAAGUAAUGAAAGAAGGACAACCUAAACUUGAAAUCCAGUUAGAUGUCGAAGUUAAGUCGAGCUUAAAAGAUAAAUCAACUGGAGAAGUGGUGGAUGUCGUGAAAGAUAUAUAUCAAGACCAAAAGCUUUCCGACCUGACUUCUAGUGUGGAUCCUGAAGUAAGACAGAAAGGAUUACAACUUUUCCAAACACUAGUCGAUGAAGUGAUUAGUAAAGAACCAAAAGAUAAAAAAAUGCAAAAUUUUAUCAGAGAUUUAAAAUUGCAAGCUGCAAAAGAUUUAGCUAAUUCACCGGUCAAUUCGAUUAACGAAGUUUUGCAAGUGAGUAACACAAUAACGAAUCUUCACAUUAAAGCCAAGAACCAGACGCUUCCCGCAGCAGACCCAGAACUUGCUCAAGCAACGACGGAGAUUUGUAAAACUAUGAGCAUAAAAUUUUUAGAUUUGUUGAAAAAAGAAAAGUAUCCGUUAUCUCUUAGCGAUAAAUCUCUACAACAAUCUCGCAUCAUAUCUAAAUGUGUGGACACUUAUGCCAAUGCGAAUUAUUCACUUCUGACUCCCAUAGAAUACAAUGUGACAAAAGAAGUCGAAACUCCUAUUGAAGAAACUGUCACCGAAACUUAUGAAAAUUACCUUGAUUACGAUGACAAAUAUUUCCAGAAUAUGCAAAAUCUGAAACAAGCAAGUAUAAGGUCGCUUAAAGCUAGUUCAAAUAGCGCAAAAUCUAUCGCUUUGACUCGUGCAGUCGGUGAAGGUAUUUUCAGGAUGAAUGGAACAAUUAAUUCGUUGGUUGUAUUGAAAGAUGAAGGAAAAUAUUUGGUUAACAUGGCGGUUACUUCACAUGGAGUUGUUUUGAUUCCUCCGGAGGAAUUUAGAAACGACAGUCAUCCGUAUGAUAUUUUGUUAAUUACUUGGGAGAGAGACAUCCUGUGGUGGAACCCUGGGCACACCCAUAUUGAUACCGACAUUGCCAAAGUAGAAUUUUGGCAUUCGACAUGCAAGCAACGUAUUUCAACUUUCAAGAAACCGGUCAAUAUUUUCUUUAAAUUAAAAUUUGAUGGAACAAACAUUUUGAACACGCUUCAUGAUUCUUACGAAGUAGAUGAAAAAUUUGAUAUCAUGACAUCUUUUAACAAGAAUUAUUUGAUAAAAGUUUAUCGAAUUGCAUUACCGGGAUUAAGAAUACUGCAUCACAAGUUUUAUAAUGUAACAAAAGCGAACUCGUUGAAAAGGAUAGUCUCCUUCCACUAUCCAUCAAUCAAUUCAUUUACGAAAAGUAUGCCUUUUAUCUCAGAGGUUGGUAGACAAUUUUACACUCGUAAUUUAAACAACUAUGAUGUGUGGAUUUAUUUUGGAAUUGUGGCUGUGAAUGGGUUUGCUGGACAGACAAUAGAUUUUAGUGUUGAAUGGUAUGCAUCAAGCUGUCUCAAAUGGAAAGAGAAUACCACCACCUGGGAAGCAGGAUGCUUGCCUGGAGGACAAACUAACACAACAACCAUUCAUUGUCAGUGUACUAACUUUUCGUUGCUUGCUGGCUACUUAGAAAACUUUCCCAUCGAACAACAAAAAGUGAUGCCUGCGAAUAUAGAGAUAAAAUUGAUAUCUUGUUAUAUAAUUUUCAUAACAGUCUGUGUAACUUAUAUUCUCUUUUACAUAUUGAUUUUCUUCACUCUGAGAGAAAGAAAAAAGAAACAAUUAUACUUUUUGGCCGAUAAUAAUCUCCAACAUCCAUUUGCUUAUCUGUUACUGAUCAAAACAGGACUUGGUUACAAUGCAGGUACUUCCUCUAAUGUAGUGAUUAAACUUGUCGGAAGUAAAAAGUCCAGUGAGCCGCACGUUUUGAAUUUUCCCGAUCCAAAAUUACAGCUUCUUCAAAGUUUCGGUAAUGAUAUGUUUGUGUUAACGACAGAAAAUCAUUUGGGUGAAAUAAAAAAAGUGGAACUGUGGUUCGAUUCAAUUGGACCUAACGCUUCUUGGCACUGUCGGAACAUUUUAGUAUAUGACAUGCAGUUACGUACUGAGUGGCAAUUCAUUAAUAAAACGGACUUGUCUGUGCGGAAAGGCACUACUCGCAUUACUGUGACUCCAGAAGAAAAAACGAAGAAAACGGGUUAUCUAAGCAGGAUCCAUAUUCAAUUUUUCACACAAAGAUACCACACUUGGUGUUUGUUUCGUUAUGAAGAACAUCUUUCUUUCUUGAAAAAACUUACCAUAAUCCUUUCUAAUGUUCUAACGACUUAUGUUUCCGUACUCUUGUUUGACAGGCUUCCCAGAUUUCACAUGAGUGAUUCAAUAGGGCAUCGUCACACUUACAUUAUUAAUGCUUAUGAUGUUUUUAAGGCGUUUGUUGGCUCUUUUCCGUCAUUUAUAUUUCACAUGGGAAUUGCGUGGUUGUUUCGGAAUACCCAACGCCAAUUCUCCAGAUACAGAUAUACAAGGAAAUUGCCGGUUCCAGUUAAUUUCACUUUGUGGGGUGUAUUAAUUGCUCUGAUUCUCUUUUCAACUUCUUUUUUGGUAGUAGUAGGAUUUUGGAUUCAGUUUUAUAGUAGUUGUGUUUGGCUCACGUCAUGUAUGAUAGGGCUUAUAUUUGGUAUCACGAUUUAUGAAACUUUAUGCUCGAUGCUUCUCAAUAUCUUUUUUAAAAUGGAAUUGGGUCACAACAUUGAAAAAAUGUUUAACGACAUAAAAGACGCUAUUAAUGUCCAAAGGGCAUAUUUGUAUCAACAUUUUGGUAUUUUGGGUUUGCGGCCGUAUUUUAGUCACUUGUACAAGCCUUUAAAAGUGAGAGAUGUGAUGGUAAAACGGUUGCUGUUGAAACGACGUUUAUCCAUAAUAGCGGAACUUGAAGAUCUGCUUAUGUUCACAAUUUACAUAACAAUUUUGUACGUCAUUAUUUUGGCUAAUAAGGAUAUCCUUAUGAUUUAUGGGAAACGAGAGAUGUCAGAAAUCGUGGAAGGCUUCUUUACUCGAACUUUAAAAUUUUCCGAAAUUGAUGAGGGCAAUGAUAUUAUUCGAUACCUUAACGAAACUCUGCUUCCAGCAAUUCACCCUACUCGAUGGUAUGGAAGUUAUGUGAUAACGGAACCAGCAUUGGUGGUCGAUGUACUCAACAAGCUCGUGGGAGUUGUUCGAAUAAGACAACAGAGAAUGAUGCCUCAUUUGUGUGAAGUUGCCAAAGAAAUGCGCUUCUUGAAUAUGUCAUGUUGGCCGGAGUUCUCCCGAUCCAAGAUUGAAACCAAAACUCAUGGUUAUGGAUGGGGUAAAUACCUUCCUUUUAUGGCCUAUGACAGACUGCGUGGCAUGUGGAAAUAUAAGCCUGAUUCCGAGACUGAAACAUUGCCGCAUAUUGGACAAUUUGCUAUUUAUUCUGGUGGUGGAUAUAUUAUGUAUUUGGGCCGUAAUUUUUACAAUUCGUAUGUGAACUUACGCAAGAUGAUUGACAAAUAUUGGAUAGAUCCCGAAACCAGAGUCAUCUUCAUUGAAUUUUUGUGUUACAAUCAGAAUUAUAAUAUAUUCAAUGCCGUUAAAUUGUUAUUUGAACAAAGUGCAACUGGUUUCAUUAAAAGAAGUGUUUACGUGUAUUCCGUCCGCAUGCUUUUUGUCGGAAACGAAGUCGAGAUGUUUUCCUUCGUUUUCUUCACCCUCUUCAUCAUCUGGGUUGCCAUUAUGUUGAUCAAACAAACAGUUACGACACUUACAAAUUUUCGGAGCGUCUUUAAAGACAUUUGGUUUUUAAUCGAUUCUGUCAUUGUGAUAAUGAGCGUAUUAUCCAUAUCCUUAUUCAUCUUCAGAACGUAUAUGGUGGGAAGCUACAUGAAACAAUUGGAUAUUGUGCAACACAACGAAUUCGUAAACUAUUUUUAUCUGUUCUACAUUGAAGAUAUUUUGAAUUAUGUUGCCGGUUUUUUGGUUUGUAUUGCAACCAUUCGAUUGUGGAAGUUUCUCCGAUUUGCUUCAAUGUUUCGAAAACUGGAACUAACAUUCGAAAUCGCUGGAAAUACUUUUAUGUCAUUUGCUGUUGCUUUCUUCUUGCUACUUUUUACUUUUGCAACGGCAAUCUAUAUGGUGAUGGGAAGCUAUUUUGAGAAAGUUUACACAGUGGCAAGAGCUGCAAGGAUAAUGACAACUCUAGCACUGAAACCUCUCGAGAUGGAGCUUGACAGAUUUUUGGAAAACAACGUUGCAACUGCUUAUAUCACAUUUUACAUGAUUGUCAUCCAGUUAUUAAUGUUUAUUUUAAUAAUGAUAAUCGUAAUGGCCUACAUCGAAGCUCAGUUACAAAUCGCGUCCGAAAUUUUUAAAUACAAUAUUUACGAUUACAUGGAAGAACGAAUGAAGUACAUUCCAAUGUACCUCAAGUACAAAUUCAAGAAACGAGCCAGGGCCGGUUUCGAUGGGAUGCUUAAAGUGGCACCGAAACCUGAUAAAAUUAUCUAUUUGUUUUGCAAAAUUGUAACACAUAACCGGAUGAUGGGAAUGAAGAACCUCACACAGUGUAUCGUAAGAAAUAAGAACAAAAAGAAAACUUCCGUUUUAUCUGAGUACGAUUCAAGAUUAAUGUUACAAGUGUGCAGAAGCGUGUUAAUCAAACCGCCAGUACAAGAAGUUGAAGUGUUUUACAAAGGGCGUAUGCAAGGGCAAAGAUUGAAAUUUGUCGAUGAGAGAAAAGUUGAGAAAAUUGCAAACAUUGUUAACCUAAUGCUUCAGGAGAAAUUACCGGAGUUUAGUCACACACGAGACCUAGAUGCGACGGUUCAAAAAUGUACUCAGUUUAUUACACAGGGACAACAGACACUCCAAAGGUGUAAUCUGGGCUUGAAGUUGAUAUUGCAUAAUUGGUAUACAGUUGAAGAGAAAUUCAGAAAAACAGUGAAACGUUAGUAAUUUCGUAUUGUUAAUUUUUUAUUCUUAAUAAAUGUU
Tribolium madens (black flour beetle) is the source of this 6319-nucleotide messenger RNA. Its product is annotated as location of vulva defective 1-like. The record is from RefSeq and is a predicted model, not a curated record. The transcript is spliced from 22 exons. Gene Ontology annotation, biological process: detection of mechanical stimulus. Gene Ontology annotation, cellular component: membrane. The coding region runs from base 17 to 6280 and encodes 2087 amino acids. Lineage: Eukaryota; Metazoa; Arthropoda; Insecta; Coleoptera; Tenebrionidae. Gene Ontology annotation, molecular function: calcium ion binding; protein binding; calcium channel activity.